AUGGAUACACCAGCAAACACAAGUGAUCCACGUGACACCAGAGACUCAAAAAACACGUCACACUAUGAAAGGUCUCGAUCGGAUCACAGAAGCGACAAGCACGACACCGACGACCGACGUUCCACUCAUAGGGAAUCCUCGUCUCGCCACUCCUCUUCCAGAUCACACCGUCGACAUCGUUCCGAGCGAUCUGAUAGACCGGAACGAUCCGAACGUUCGGAAAGAUCAGAUCGACACCGUUCGAGCCGGUCGAGCCGCUCUAGUCGCUCAAACAGAGACCGAUCCAGAAGCAGAGAAAGCCGAAGAAGUGACAGAAGGAGACACAGAGAUAGGUCGAGUGACGGAGACCUUCGUCGAGAACAAUCGCAUGGGUCGAGAUCGCAUGAGCCGAGACCGGGGAAAUGGGUCAUUGACGAAUCUGACGAGGAGGACGAGAUUGGAGGUCACGUGGCGGACACUAAAGGAUCGGUGGUUCUUACACGGUCGGACGAAAUCAACAGUCUUAAUAAGCAGAUUGCCGACGAUCUACGGGCCAAGUUACAGGGUAAGACUCCAUCGACUUCUAAGAAGGAAGAAGAUGACUCAGCAGAAGAAGAUGACGACACGGAGCCUGGCAAGAAGCCGGAACCGGUUGUUUUGUCGGCAAUGGAUACGCAAAUGAUGGGUCCUGCAGUUCCGCCCAAGCCUGAAGAUAUGACUAUUGCAGAGAUGGUUGCGGAGGAACGACGGUUGAGUCACAUGGGCAACGCCUCGUCACGUGCAGCAGAGACGAUUUCACGUGACAAGGGCUUUUCUGUCGACAACGACUAUGCCGACGACAACUCUUCCCGUCUAGCUUCUCUUGUUUCCAAGAAGCAGAUUGAUUUGAAGAAUAUGGCCAUUUCCCAGGUUCAAAAGAUGACCAAGAUUUUGGAUACCUGUGAUCUCUGUGCGGAAGACAGGGCUCCCAAUACUUCUGUCAUUUCGACUGGCACCCGUGUUCAUCUGUCAAUUGCCCCCAAGCCCGAACUAGCUGCGUAUUCUGCUGUUAUUGUCCCCAUUGCUCACCAUAAGAACACUCUGGAGUGCGAUUCGGACGAAUGGGAGGAGAUUCGCAACUUUCAAAAGUGUCUAGCGGUCAUGUACAUGUCUAUGGGUCUGGGGGUGUGUUUCUACGAGAAUGCUGCCCGUCCUUGGCUCUUUCCGCACGCACAUAUCGUAUGUAUUCCCGUGCCUCUUGAUUUGACCAACGACAUCAGCCCCUUCUUCCAGGAGGCGUUUUUGACGUCCGACACUGAGUGGAGUCAGCACCGAAAGGUGAUCCAGACUGGCGGUAAAGGUAAGCUGGGGUUCCAGACAUCUAUUGCCAAAGAGGCUCCUUAUGUACAUGUGUGGCUGACAAUUGACGGAGGAGUGGGCCAUAUCGUCGAGGAUGCCAACAAGUGGCCCAAGGACGACAGAUUUGCUCGCGAGGUGAUUUCGGGGCUGUUGAGGUGUCCGGUGGAGCUAGCCAAGAGAACCGUCACUUGGGGAGAAGAUAAGGAAAUGAGGGCCAAGUUUGUGACCAAAUGGGACAAAUAUGAUUGGACCAAGCAGUUGGAGUAG
Yarrowia lipolytica CLIB122 is the source of this 1584-nucleotide messenger RNA. RefSeq lists its product as uncharacterized. Gene Ontology annotation, cellular component: post-mRNA release spliceosomal complex. Gene Ontology annotation, biological process: mRNA splicing, via spliceosome. Lineage: Eukaryota; Fungi; Ascomycota; Dipodascomycetes; Dipodascales. The record is from RefSeq and is a predicted model, not a curated record.